Molecule: messenger RNA, 959 nt
Organism: Dermatophagoides farinae (American house dust mite)
Lineage: Eukaryota; Metazoa; Arthropoda; Arachnida; Sarcoptiformes; Pyroglyphidae
Source: RefSeq, a predicted model, not a curated record
UAUAUAUUCAGGUGUUCAUUUUUUUGUGUGUGUGUGUCUGCGUAAAAUUCAAUUGCUCCAAGGAACCAAGGUAUGAUGCAAUCGAAUGAUAAAAGCCGACUACGGCAACAAACAACAACAACGACGACGACGACGACGAAUAUUCGAAAUAAAAUCGAUUUCUGCCAAAUGUCUGCAUUUAAACAAUUUAAAAGCCCAUUUUAUUGUGUUAUUAGUAAUGAUGAAUGUGAUUUCAUUUGUCAUACUAUAUUUAUAAUGGCAACGUCGGAUUAUUUUCGCGGAAUGUUGGAUCAAACAGAAGAUGAAUAUGAAUAUGGUGAGAUAAAAAAUGGUAUCGACUAUCGACGAAAGAUUCCAAGGAUUUAUGUGAAGCGAUUUGAUAGCCAUUCAUUGGAAUCAUUCAUCAAAUUUGCCUAUAUGUUACGAUUGGAUCAUAUUGAUUCGAUAAUGAUGAAAAAGUUACUUGAAUUUAGUUCAUAUAUCAACUGUAUAGAAAUGAUGAAUUAUUUGGAAAUGAAAAGUAAAGAAUUCAAUCUACACUGAGCUGAGUAUAAUAAAGCUGGUUGAAGUGUGCAUUCAAUUGAAAAAUAAAUAAAAAAAAAAAAAAAUUCCAGAUAAAAAAAUACAACUCUUGUUGAUGAUGAUAAUUUCACCGUCACACUCAUAUUUCUUGGACAAUAUUUUGAAAUCCGGAAAUGUUCAACAUUCUACUAUCGUAAACAAAUUGAUGAAAUGUUGAAACAUAGGAAUUUUCGAUUGUUAAUGACAUAAUGAUAUUCUCAUUCGAGAGACAACAAAUGGAUAGUGAGCAGUGACGACGAAUACAAGUUUUAAUUUCAUUUCAGCUUCUGUAGCAUUUUUAAAAGCACAGGAUCAUUAAUUGUUGAAAACAUUGUCUAUAUAUAUUGAGAAUCCGUUUAUAAUGGAUUCGUUUAUCCUACUCAUUCCGAUUCUUGUGA